AUGUCGCUCCAGCAGUCGCAGCAACAGCAGCUGUCAGACUCGCUACAGCCAUCACAGGCUGCACCCGCCUACUUCCAAGCGCUGCUCGAUCGCGGGCAGAAGCGAGCAAACACCAACGAUGAACCACAACUCCAGCUCGGUCUGCAGGACAUUGCCCGCAAAGUUAGGAACUUGGGCAAAGGCUUCACAGACGCCCGCGCACACUAUCUGCUUUCUGCCUCGGGCGUGAACACGAGCGAAGCCCUCCGCGAUCUCGAAGACCUCGCCGGCCCACCAUCCUCCAUACAGCAGCCCAUCGAGCCAGUCGCGACAGGCGUGAAAGAGACUUUGGCGAGAGAACAUGAGAGCGACUUCCAGCAGAUGGUCGACAGCCACAUCAAGCGUGCGCACGCCGAGUUUGACCAGAUGAUUGAGGAGAGACUGCAUGGGGUGGAUUGGGAUGCCCACAGACAGCGCAUCUACGAGCACUUCGGCUUGAAGAGACCACAGAAUCAGGAUGGAGGGAACACGAUUGGCGGUGCCAGUGUCAACGGCGGCGCAAGCACAUUUGGCCGAUCCUCGCGAAGAGGUAGAAUCUCGACGGCGAACCGAUCGACCUUUGGCAUUCCUGGCAUGUCCAAGUCGAUCAUUGGCUCAGUCGGGCCUCGCGACCUCAAACAGAGCGCCUUCAACGACAUCGCGCAUAAGCUGCCAGCAGACGGAUUUCGGGCGGCGCCAAACGACAGCAUACUGAGGAAGAAGCAGGACAAGUACGCAGACAGAGUCAAGGACCUGAACGUUGCGCGUCUACAGGAGAAGGUCUACCCACUGUUGACCAAGUUCGCGGAAGUGGAGGCUGAGCCUUCGCACGAGGAUACGUCGAUGUUGGUCAAUGCAUUCAAGGCAUUGGUGCACAUCACGGGAGAAGAUGCGUCGAAGGAGAACACCAGUGAGCCUGGAGUGGUUCGCGAGCGACAAUACGCAAAGGGCUACAUCGAUGAUACUGGUGGUGCUGAGAACGUAAUGGUUCGCAAGAGGAUCAUUGACGGCUCUCGCACUUUCCUUGAGAAGCUGUUCUACUCCCAAGUCCAGACCACAGUGGCACGGAACCCCACCGAAGCGCAUACUGGAGGAACACCAUCAGCGCUGAACGUGGUCAAGGGCUACGUUCGUGUUCGAGCUUUACGGAAGGAGCUUGGCAACGACAUGGAUGCCCUGCAACAGGUCAAUGAUGACUACGGCUGGGCUGUCAUGUUUUACCUGUUACGAAGCGGUCUGUUCGAUGAGGCGUCUGCGUAUCUUGUAGAAAACAAAGACGCCUUCCGAUCGAUCGACAGCCACUUCGUCAAGUACCUAGAGCACUUCUGUGCAAGUCCCGACCGUAGGCUACCACCUACUACCCAGACCAGCAUCAGCAACGCGUACUCGAUGCUCAGUCGCCUAGGCCCGCAAGGCGCGGUAGAUCCGUACAAGCUGAUGUGCUACAAAGUCCUUGGUCGUUGUGACCUUGGACGUCGUACACUUGACAACAUCACAAACGACAUGAUGGACUGGCUAUGGCUUCAGUUCGCGCUAGCUCGGGAGUUCAACCGAGUAGACGAAAUGGCCCAUGAGGCUUACGGGCUGUACGAUGUCCAACAGUCGAUUGAAGAAGUGGGAAACAGAUACUUUCAACCCGGUACCGAGAUCGCCAAUGCGACCACUACUUUCUUCUUCAUGCAGGUUCUUGCUGGCAAGUUUGAGAAAGCUGUGGCUGACCUCUACCCACACAACUACGUAUCGGCAGUGCACUUCGCCAUUGGUCUGGACUUUUACGGCCUCUUGCGCGUCAGCGACAUCAGCAACAGCGAUGAUCUGCUCGUCCUCACUGUCAGGGCACAACAUCAGAUCGCAUUCGGCAGCAUGAUCGGACUCUACACACGCGACUUCCGAACCGCUAACGUCACUGCCGCGGUCGACUACAUCACAUUGAUCUGUCUAAAUGCAGAUCUCCAGCCCGAGAACUUGGGCAAGGCGCAACGUGAGCUUUGUCAUCAGGCGCUGACUGAAGUCCUCCUCGAGACUCGCGAGUUCUCGCAGCUGAUUGGCGACAUCCGCGCUGAUGGCAUGCGCAUCAAGGGCGCCAUUGAACUUCGCCUCAAGCUGAUCGGUCUUGGUAACGAGCGAGAAUAUUUGCGACAAAUCACUCUCGUGGCUGCCAGAAUCGCGGAAGAGCAAGGCCGCACCACAGAUGCUGCGUUGCUAUACCACAUGUGCGACGACUACGAUAAGGUCAUUCAGGUCGUCAAUGACGCAGUUUCUUUGGCUCUCACCACUGAGCUUGGUGAACAGCCCGCGCGCCUGCAACCACUCAAGCCACGCAACACAGACGACCACAACAACCAAGACCCGAACCAAGAGCAAGCAAGUCUGAGUCUCACACAGAACGAGGACCCUAUUCAGCUCGCACAGGAUAUCCUGCAACUCUACAAGAGCGACGGCAUGUACUUGAACAAGAUGUCUCGGAAGUACAGCGACGCCUGCGAAGUGCUCCUGCAACUUGCUGCGGCACGGAAGGAGCUGGAGAAUGGCAGAUGGUCUCAAGUCGUCGAUUCCGUAACAGCAUCCGACGUGAUCCCCACCGAAGCAGCCGGCAAUAUCUCCGCCAUCCGCUCAAAGUCCCAAGCCUUCGACCUCAUGCCCACGACCGUUGCACGCACCAUUGGACACGUUAUGGUCUGGACUGUCGUUGCUCUGUCAAAUCAGGUCAACAGGCUACGGAGUCAAGAGUAUGAGACUCCGGCGAUCAACGAGGCGAUUGCGAGGUGUACACAGUCGGCGAAGGAUGUCAUGGUUUUCGCGGGCUUGAUACGGUACAAGCUUCCUGGUAGGGUCUGGGAGACGUUGGCGAGAGCUGGACAGGAUUUGGGAGCGUACUAG
Messenger RNA from Fulvia fulva, 2898 nucleotides. RefSeq names its product Nucleoporin NIC96. NCBI's taxonomy places the organism in Eukaryota, Fungi, Ascomycota, Dothideomycetes, Mycosphaerellales, Mycosphaerellaceae. Gene Ontology annotation, biological process: protein import into nucleus; poly(A)+ mRNA export from nucleus. The coding region runs from base 1 to 2898 and encodes 965 amino acids. Gene Ontology annotation, cellular component: nuclear pore. The transcript has 2 exons. The record is from RefSeq and is a predicted model, not a curated record. Gene Ontology annotation, molecular function: structural constituent of nuclear pore.